AUGGUGUUUAAGAAAAUAUUAUUUAUUUUAAUAUUAUCUUUAUUAUAUUCAUUGGUUUUAUCUGAAGAAAUUAAAAAUAAUGAAAAUGAUGCUAAAUCAUUUGUAAUUGAAAAAGUUAUUGGACAAAUUCAAGAAUAUGCAAAUAAAUAUAAUUUAAAUCAAAAUCAAUUAGUUAGUGUAAUAACAUAUGCAUGUAGUUAUAAACCAGAGAAAUGUUCAAUUUAUAAUAAUCAAUUACCUGAAAAUUUAUUAUCAACAGCAAAAGUAAUAUUACAAUCAAAAUCUGAUGAAAUUGUAAAAUUAAUUCAAGAUAAUAUUAAAUCAAAUGAUUUUAAAUUCUCUGCUGAAACCAAUAAGAAAUUGGAAAGAUUAUUAAUUAGUUUAAAUUUAUUAGGUGGUUUAAUAGGUGGUACAAAUGGACCACCAAUAGCCGCUUCAAUAAAUACUCAAAAUGAACCAGACAAUAGACAAAAUGCACCAAUCGCUCAAAAUUUCCAACAGUAUCAACAAAAUCAACCAAUUCCAAAUCAAAAUCAAAUUUCAAAUCAAAAUCAAAUUUCAAAUCAAAAUCAAAAUCAAAAUCAAAAUCAAAAUCAAAAUCAAAAUCCAACUUCACAAGAUAGACAAGCUCAACUUGAAGCACAACUUCAAAUGGAGAGAGAUUAUAGGGAAUCUCAACAUAGACGUGAAAUGGAGGAAAAAGCACGUUUGGCUGCAUUGGCACUUCAACAACAAUUGGAAAGACAACAAAAUGAAGAAAAUCAAGAGGAAUUUGAUGAACUUGUACCAAUUUUAAAUGAGAUUCCAGAUAUUCCAGUUCAAACACAACCACAACCAUCUAUUCCAGUUGUUAAAACAAAACCACCUCAAACUGAACAACCACCUCAAACUAAAAAACCAACUCCUGCUCCAACAUUACCACCACCACAACCACCACAACCACAACAACCAAAUACUCAAUCACCACCAGUUGUUCAAACAAAUUCACCAAAAUCUGAGAGUACUUUAUCAGAUUAUGCAAGUUACUUUGACCAAUUCUUAAAUAUCGUUGAUUUAUUCACUCAAAAGUAUAAUCAACAACAUCAACAAGAUAAAAAGGUUGAAAAUAAUAACCAAAUUGAUAAUAUUGAAAUUGAAAAUAAUCUUUCAAAAGUUUCACCAGCACUUUCAAAAAAAUAA
Molecule: messenger RNA, 1179 nt
Organism: Dictyostelium discoideum AX4
Lineage: Eukaryota; Evosea; Eumycetozoa; Dictyosteliales; Dictyosteliaceae
Exons: 2
Coding region: 1-1179 (392 amino acids)
Source: RefSeq, a predicted model, not a curated record